Molecule: messenger RNA, 2285 nt
Organism: Cataglyphis hispanica
Lineage: Eukaryota; Metazoa; Arthropoda; Insecta; Hymenoptera; Formicidae
Gene: Rpn1
Product: dolichyl-diphosphooligosaccharide--protein glycosyltransferase subunit 1
Exons: 1
Coding region: 177-1994 (605 amino acids)
Cellular component (GO): oligosaccharyltransferase complex; membrane
Source: RefSeq, a predicted model, not a curated record
CGCGGUCAGUGAAUGCCGGUUAUCGGCCACGUCCGUAUAUCGAUAUGCCCGCGAAUCUGCCAUAGAUAGACGCCACGUUUAUGUCACAUACGUACCUAACAUACACCGGUCGAUAACUCUUGUUAUCACCGUCAAUAUCCGCAAUCCCGUACACCUCAUUCCCGAGGACGUCGAAGAUGUCUCGUAUUCGCGCGGGCGCUUUAAUAUGCGUCCUCGCGCUCUACGCGUGCACGCUCAUACACGCCGCCGAUCUCGUGGACCCGGACCUGGUUGUCAGAAAUGUCGAACGUCACAUCGAUCUGCAAUCCCAGCUGACCAAGAUCACCACUCGAGUGGUUCUGGACAAUAAUAGCAAGGAUCGAGCCAUCCAGCGCUUUCUCUACUGCCUGGAGGGCGCGCAGAGGGAGUCUCUCAGUUACAUAGCGGCACGCGUGGAACCAGGUAAACUGGAGCUCAAGGUCACGCCGAUCAAGGUCGAUGCGCAUCGCGACAAGAUUUUCUAUUCUAUCGAUCUCGCCAAUUAUCUGGCGCCUCGACGCGCUCUCACCAUAGAGGUGGAGACGAUACUCACGCAUGAGCUGGUACCGCAUCCUAAGGAGAUUGCCCAGCAGGAGAAACAGCUGGUCAAGUACACGGGGAAUGUGUACGCUUAUUUGCCCUACGCUGUAACCAAGCAGACGACUUAUGUGGCUUUGCCAUCACGCAACAUUGAAAGCUACACCAAGAUCAAACCUGUCUCCCAGACUGGUUCAGCGAUAGCUUAUGGACCGUUCGAGAAGCAACCACCUUUCGCCUAUGAAGAGUUGACGGUGCACUUUGAGAACAACAACAAGUUUCUCACGGUGACCAGGCUCGAGAGAACCAUUGAGAUCUCUCACUGGGGUAAUAUAGCUGUCGAGGAGCACAUUGAUCUUCUGCAUACUGGUGCUUUGUUGAAAGGUUCCUUCUCUCGUUAUGAGUAUGCUCGUGAAUCCAAGUCCGGACAGGCCAGCAUCCAGAGCUUCGAUACUAUCCUACCUGCGGCCGCUUCCGACAUCUAUUACAGGGACGAGAUCGGUAACAUCUCCACGUCGCACACCCGCAUCAAGAAGGACUCCGUAGAGUUGAAUCUGCGUCCGAGAUUCCCGCUGUUUGGAGGCUGGAAGACUCGGUACACGAUCGGUUAUAGCGUACCCAGUUACGAGUACCUGUUUCAUUCCGGAGACGAGUACACCCUGGAGAUGAGACUGCUGGAUCACAUCUUCGACGAUAUGAUCGUGGACGAAAUAGUUCUGAAGAUUAUUCUGCCGGAGGGUGCGCGGAAUAUACAGCUGGAACUGCCGUAUCCCACGACCCGCUUGGCGGAUUCUCUGCACUACACGUAUCUCGACGUCACCGGACGUCCGGUGGUGUCAGUGACCAAGAAGAAUCUGGUGGAGAAUCAUAUCCAAAGUUUCAGGUUGAAGUAUACAUUCCCGCGUCUGCUGAUGUUGCAGGAGCCGUUGCUGGUUGUGGUAGCGUUGUACCUAAUGUUCCUGUUAGUCAUAAUAUACGUGAGAUUGGACUUCUCCAUCGACAAGGACGAGGCGUCGGAGAGUAAACUGAGGAUCGCCGGACAGUGCGAGAAGAUAUUGGCCGCUCAGGAUCGCCGAGUCACAUCCUACAACGAGCUGGACGAUCAGCUGGCGUAUCUGAAGACGAACAAGGAUGCCAACGCGUUCCUGACCGCGGUGAAGGGCAUCAACCAGGAGUACAAGGCGGCCACCGCCGCGCUUAACGAGAUUGCGCAAAAGCUGAAGGGUGAAUCCGGCGAUGUGUACGAUCGCGUGCAGGAGCUGCAAAAGUGCGAUCGUUCCCUGAAGGAGCUCUACAACCAACAGCAGACGCUGUACGUGGAUAAACUGGUCCCAGGGAAGAUCGGUCGCCAGCAGUUCGUCGAGGCGGAGGCGGCGAUCGCCAAGAAGAAGGAGGAGUGCGUCGAGAAGAUCAAUGCGAUCAUAAAGUCGCUCCAGUAAUCGCAUUCCGCGAAUGAACUUGAGAGCGAUGUGAUGUAUUUUCGCAAUACAGUAAUACAAAUAUCUGUCGCAUCUGUUAAUAUUCCAUUCGUGAAAAUAUAAACCAACUGGGAACUUAUUCCAUAAGUUUACAAAUGCAUCGAGUCACGAGAAAAGAAACUCUUAUGUCUGUAUCGUAAAUUAAGAUUUGUAAUAAAUAUGUAGGAAAAAAAACGUAUAAUUACGUUUUCGUUGUACCUCCUCUAAGACUGUUGUAUCUAAAUAAAAAAAUUGUUGAUAACUUCUUCUUAA